AAACAAUUGGUAGUCGCUCUGUUUGUAUCUCAAAAGCAAAGAGAUUAAACCUUUGGUUUGGUUGGAUCCGAUAAUGAGGAGAGAGAUGAAGGUGAAGAGAAGAGAAUUGAAGAAGAAGAAGAAGAAGAAGAAGGAGAAGACGAGGGUGAGGAUGCUCUGCGAUUUCUGCGGAUCAUCAUCCAGCAAGAGAUAUGAACACACAAAACAAGAAGAAGCUCUGUUGAUUGAGAGCGAACUCAAGCGACUACGGCUUUUGACCAGGAGAAUGACUGGCAAAGAUCUAGACGGCCUGACUUUCGCUGAGCUUCUACUACUUGAAUCCCUCCUUAAACAAGUCUUGCUCAUUGUCAAGAAGCUCAAGAAGAAGACAGAGCUGGAAGAAGAGCAAAGGCUGCAGAAGAAAGAAGCAGAUGAUGAGUGUGAAGGUAGUACGAGGAGAGAGCUGGUGGUUUUGGUUGAAUACGAAAGACGUAGCUCUGAAUCCAUGCAGAGCGAGUUUGAGAGACUGUGGCUCUUGAAGGAGUAAGUUAGUUCACUUUCCCACUUAUUAUUUGGCUGACUAAAAUUUUAUUCGAUUGGCACAAUUUACAUUUAAAUUUUUGUGUAUGAUAUAUUUUAGUGAAUCUUUU
Molecule: messenger RNA, 629 nt
Organism: Brassica napus (rape)
Lineage: Eukaryota; Viridiplantae; Streptophyta; Magnoliopsida; Brassicales; Brassicaceae
Exons: 4
Coding region: 74-526 (150 amino acids)
Source: RefSeq, a predicted model, not a curated record